AUGGCUCCAACAAAAGUAGAUCAAGGUACUAUCAUAAUUUUUGACAUUGGAAAAAACGUUUCAAUAUUAGAAGACAAAAAUCAGAAAACUUUUUUUGAAAGUGCAAGAGAAUGCGCCGUUCGUAUUAUAGAAAGAAAAAUUUUAAGUCAAGGAAAAAAUUUGCUGGGCAUAAUACUACUCGGAUCCAAAGUAACCAAAAAUAAUCUGGCUGAUCAAACGCCGGGUUGUUGUCGAAAUAUUGAAACUUUAUCGGAACUGCAGUAUCCCACAUGGAAAAUGAUACGAGACUUACCUAAACAACCGACAAAAUCGACUGGCAAUUGGUUGGAUGCGCUUUUAGUAGCGGUGGAUCUAUUUAAAAGUGAUACAUCAAGUUUUAAAAUUGCUGAUAAAAAUAUUAUUCUGUUAACCAACUUUGAAGCACAGUCAGACUUAGAAGAAAAUGAUAUUGAGACGGCCAUUACAGGGUUUCAAGAAGAUGGCUUUGAAUUAGAUGUGAUUGGUCCAGAGUUAUACGAUGAAGACAACAAAAACUCUGAUAUAGAUCUAGCGAGACAAUUUGUUGAAGGAACAAAUGGUAGCACCGCCACUUUUGAAUACGCCAUGAGGUAUUUACUAUUCCACAAAAAGAAAACCAUUAAUUCAAGUCCUUGGAUGGAUGUCGAUUUAAGUAUUGGACCAAACAUUAAAAUACCAGUUUCAGCUUACAUCAGAAUAAAAGAUGAACCUGUUGUCAAAAAUUUUAAAAAGUCCGUUAAAAAUCCUGUCACAGAAAAAUCGAGUACAACUGAAUAUAUUGAGAGAAAAAAGACAUUCAUUAACACAGAAGCUCAAAUGGAAGUAGAAUCUACCGAAGUUAUUAAGGGUUAUCAGUAUGGGGAACAGGUUAUACCAUUUUCAGAAUUUGAUAAAAGUAUGAUUUAUGAUGCCGGAAACAAAUCACUCAAUGUGUAUGGCUUUACAAAAUCAAGUAAUGUUACUUGGCAGAAUUUGAACGGAGAUGGAUUAUAUUAUGUUUUUGGUCGAAAAGGGGAUAAAAAGAGUGAAUAUGCCAUAAGGUGUCUCGUAGAAUGUCUUUUAGAGUUGGAUUUAGUGGCUGUUGUUAGAAGAGUGUAUAAUAAUGGGAAUGCUCCAAGAAUGUUUGUAUUAAUGCCCGUCAUUGAUACAGAAAAUUUUGUUGGUCUCUCAAUGGCUGGUAUAUGUUAUAAGGAAGAAAUUAAGAGCAUGGCUUUUCCGGCCACUAAUCUCAAGAAAUAUAAUUGUUCUGAACAACAGGUUGAGGCAUUCAAGGAGCUAAUUAAAGCUAUGGAUCUCACUAAAGCAUAUGACGAAUCAGAUUUUGAUGACACAGAAGCAUUUCCUAUAGCAAAGGUUGUUAGUCCAUUGGUACAAUAUAUUCUUGAUUGUAUAGCUUUCAGAGCAAUGAAUCCUAAUCAGCCUUUGCCACAGCCAAGGGAUGAUAUUAUGGUACUGUUUAAAGUACCACCUCUUAUAGAAAAAAGGGCCAGAGAUCCUAUGGAAAAGUUAAAAGAGCUUUUUGUAUUAAAUAAAGUUGAAGUUAAAAAGCAGAAAAGAAAGACCGUUCCUACAGAUGUUGAUGAAAAACCAAGCACUUCUAGAGAGUCAGAAAUUUCUGAUGAUAUGCCAAAAGUUAAUCUUAACAUUGUUAAAAAACCUGAUAUUGUAAUUGGAACAUUAAAUCCUAUAAAUGAUUACGAAAAGCUUAAAACUGAGGGUCUGACGAUAUGUGAUCUGUACAAACAAAUGAGAGAAGCUAUUGAACAUCUGAUAUACGGCAAUGUUGACGGAGACUUUACCAAAGCAUUAGAUGCAAUGGCCUACUUCAGAUCAGAAUCAUGUAAAACUGAUCCGUCAUAUUAUAAUAAUUGGAUUAAAGAUUUCAAACUCGAUCUUAUAGAUCGGAAGCAGAAUAAAGUUUUGGAUUUGAUAAGUGAGGAAAAUUUGAGCUAUAUACUUAAGAGUGAGAAUAAUUUGAGUAAUUUUGAUUCUAAUUUGGGUGAAGAAAGUCAGUUGUACGAGAAUGACACAGUUCCGACAUUAACUGAAAACAGCAUAAGCACCGAAGUCAACAAUAUGUUUGAUGAUAUGUAA
Molecule: messenger RNA, 2112 nt
Organism: Danaus chrysippus (African queen)
Lineage: Eukaryota; Metazoa; Arthropoda; Insecta; Lepidoptera; Nymphalidae
Source: the annotation of a GenBank genome assembly